AGCGGGGUCGCGGCGGGGCGGGCGCCGAGCGGAGCAUCCCCCGCGCCGGGCAGCAUGGCAGCGGCCGGGGAGGUGGAGCCAGCCAGCAGCCACCGACCGGCACCUUAUCCGCUUUGAAUAAAUCCUCCUUUUUUCCUUCCUACCUGCGCAGGAAAACACGAAGGGGAAAAAAAAAAUUAAUUUUUUUUUUUUUUUUUUUAAAGCAGGGCUGGCAGGAGAAAAUAGGAGAGAAGCCAGGUGCGUAGGGCUGCCUCUGCCGGCUGCGGUAGGUGGAUGAGGAGCUGCCGCCAUGGAGCACAUCCGGAUGCCCAAGGUGGAAAAUGUUCGGUUACUUGAUCGUUUAUCUUCAAGAAAAGCUGCACUGGGAACUUUGUAUUUAACAGCUACCCAUGUCAUAUUUGUGGAGAAUGGUUCUGAAGCUCGUAAAGAAACCUGGGUUCUUCACAGCCAAAUUUCCUCUGUUGAGAAGCAGGCCACCACUGCCACCGGUUGCCCAUUGCUGAUCCGUUGCAAGAACUUCCAGGUCAUCCAGCUGGUCAUCCCUCAGGAACGAGACUGCCAUGAUGUUUACAUCUCUCUGAUACGUCUAGCACGACCAGUGAAAUACGAAGAGCUGUAUUGUUUCUCAUUCAAUCCAAAAUUAGAUAAAGAAGAACGAGAACAAGGCUGGAGGCUUGUGGACCUCACUGAAGAAUAUAAUCGGAUGGGUGUUCCAAACAACUAUUGGCAGAUUAGCGAUGUAAACAGAGACUAUGGAGUCUGUGACUCCUAUCCUACGGAAGUGUAUGUACCAAAGUCUGCGACUGCACACAUCAUAGUGGGGAGCUCUAAAUUUCGGAGCCGAAGGCGUUUUCCAGCUCUUUCCUACUACUGCAAAGAUAACAACGCGUCCAUAUGUAGAAGCAGUCAGCCUUUAUCUGGCUUUAGUGCUCGAUGCCUUGAGGAUGAGCAGAUGCUCCAGGCCAUUAGAAAAGCAAACCCAGGAAGUGAUUUCCUAUAUGUUGUUGAUACUCGGCCCAAACUCAAUGCAAUGGCAAACAGAGCAGCAGGGAAGGGAUAUGAAAAUGAAGACAACUACUCCAACAUCAAGUUUCAAUUCAUAGGCAUCGAGAACAUCCACGUCAUGAGAAACAGUCUGCAGAAAAUGCUUGAAGUUUGUGAGCUGAAAUCGCCUUCAAUGAGUGACUUUCUCUGGGGCCUAGAAAAUUCUGGCUGGCUGAAGCAUAUCAAAGCGAUUAUGGAUGCUGGCAUUUUUAUUGCAAAGGCUGUGGCUGAGGAAGGUGUGAGUGUGCUUGUUCACUGCUCUGAUGGCUGGGAUAGGACAGCCCAGGUGUGCUCUGUAGCGAGCCUUCUAUUGGAUCCGUAUUACAGAACUAUGAAGGGAUUCAUGGUGUUAAUUGAAAAAGACUGGGUUUCCUUUGGUCACAAAUUUAACCACAGGUAUGGAAAUUUAGAUGGAGAUCCAAAGGAAAUAUCCCCUGUUAUUGACCAGUUCAUCGAGUGUGUUUGGCAAUUGAUGGAACAGUUUCCUUGUGCCUUUGAAUUCAAUGAGAGAUUCCUCAUCCACAUACAGCAUCAUAUUUACUCUUGCCAGUUUGGGAAUUUCCUGUGUAACAGCCAGAAGGAGAGACGAGAGCUCAAAAUCCAAGAACGAACAUAUUCAUUGUGGGCUCACUUGUGGAAAAAUCGUGCUGAUUACCUAAAUCCUUUGUACAGACCGGACCACAGCCAAACCCAGGGGACCCUGCACCCACAGAUGGCUCCAUGCAACUUCUUGUACAAGUUCUGGAGCGGUAUGUACAACCGCUUCGAAAAGGGGCUGCAUCCUCGACAGUCAGUUACUGAUUAUCUGAUGGCAGUGAAGGAAGAAACUCAGCAGCUGGAAGAAGAGCUGGAGGUCUUAAGAGAGAGACUGGCGAAUCUUCAGAAAUCACAACUAAAUGAUAAUAAAGUCAAGAGUAAGCGACAAGAGCGAAGCAAAGAGUUAGGGCUUUCUACUUCCAACAACAGCUUAGCUAACACUCCCCAGGAGUAUAGCAAUGACCUGAAAUCAUUCCCGUCCCGGAGCCCUUCACAGGGGGAUGAAGAAGAUUCAGCCCUGAUUUUGACGCAGGACAACCUGAAAAGCUCCGACCCUGACCUCUCGGCUAACAGCGAUCAGGAGUCUGGCGUGGAGGACUUGAGCUGCAGGUCCCCAAGCGGGGGUGGCUGCUUGCCCAGUGAGGACAGUGGCAAGGAUUCAGACGAGGCUGUAUUUCUGGCAGUCUGAAACACCGUCACGACAGCAAGGAUCUGGAUGAAACUGAGUCUCCCACGGUCUGGAAUGACAUCUUUUCAUCAGAUAAAGAACGGAAGUGGUCUGUGGCCUAAAGAAAUAAUCCAAAGAAAGGGAACUGUGCAAUUGUGUAAGGAAGGACUGAAACAGAACAAGCCAUUAUUAGUUUUAAGACAUAAUGCUAAAGAAAGGUAAUAUCUGCUGUUAUAUUUAGUUAAGCCAAUGUGGUAUUCGUUUUGACUUUAUCAAUGUAUUGCUCAUUUAUCAAUGUAUCAAGGUCAUGUAAGUAUUCCUUACUUUGUACAUUUCCAUAAUUACUUAUUGUACAAAGUAAUAGUACUUUGGAAUUUCACGUCUUUGGAGAAGAACUCUCUUACACAUAGGAAUAAGGCUGAAGAUUCAUUAGCGUUAGCUUACUGGUGAAGCAGUCCAAACUGAUUUUUUUUAGAGCUCUUUGGCCUUCAGACAUAUUGUGUACAUUCUUCACUUUUUUUUCUUUUUUCAUGAGAGGUGUUAAAUUUUGAAUUCCAACAAUUAUUUGGCAUCUUCUCCUACUAGGAUCUUUUACGGCAAAGUAAAACUAACAAAGGGACAUGCUCGAUCCCGCAAAAACAUCCUUAAGUAAGCAGCUGCUGCUGCUGUACCCGAAGGCGUCCCGUUUGUAUCCAACCCUCAACCAGUGCUGAAAGUUCAGUAGUUUUUGUGAGCAAACCUUCAAGAAACACACCACCACUGACACAGCCUUCAUGGGAAAGCACGCCGUUGUCACCAAAGGCACAUCAGGCAGCAUACUCUGCCCUCUUGCCGCUUUGUUCUCAAGUUUGAUUGUUUAUAUCGUACCCUUGUUCCAAACUGCCUACGUAAGAUAUGAAGGUAAAAUUUUAAAGGUAAUAAACCCUCAGAUUCUCCAGCCUAUUUUGAUUCCUACUUGAAAAUGUUUUAUUUGAGUGGGCGUGAGGCACACAGACAUUAGAGAAAACAGGGAAAUCAAAACCACUUGUAAGAACCACUUAUGAAAGCAUCACUCCAAAUUCUGAAUUAAAGCUUUUGCCCAUAAAGGAACUGUUAUAAGGAAUAUUCCUUCCAAAUCUUAUUGUUGAAAAUAAACUAACCACAGCCAACGGGUUUUUUUAUCCUCACACAAAAUUUCCCUUUUAGUAUUUGCCAGCCUGAAGAGAGCAUGGCAAUGCUAAUUUAAAAAAAAGACUGAUUCGCCACAACAGAAAGUUUAAUCUCGUUGGGUUUAAGAAUUUUCAUAGUUUUUAAAAGUAGGAGUACUAGCUUUCAUAAUCACUGGUACGGAAGUAAACCACUGAAAACUGUUUACAAUUUGGGAUGUUCUGAAACUCACCAAAAAGGCUUCCAUAUCCGGAUGCAAUUCUUCCAAGGGUUUUUUUGUUGGGUUUGUUUUGGUUUUUUUUUUAAUUUAAGCAAGCAGUUAAAAAUAUAAUUGACAUGGCUGCUCUUACCUGCUUGGAGACAACGCGGUACUGAACUCCAGUAAAGCAAAGCAGCAGUAACUUAAGUUUACUUUGAUCGCGUCUCAUGCUCCUCCUUCAAAUACAGACUUACCGGCAGAAUCAAAUUAUAUAAAUAUACCUCAAUUUAGAAGCUUUACAUUUUAUUAUUCAGUCUGCUUUUAUGGAAUGGCUUUUCAUUCUGUUCUACGAACUUCUGGUAUCAAAAAUGAGUAGGUAAAUUAAUGUUCUCUUAAGGGAGCUGCUGUCUUUGAACAAAUAAUUCCACUCCUAACAGCAAGAUUUAUCUUAAUGUGAUACUGGAAAGGCCAGAUUCUCAAUUUGAUAAAUCACUGUAGCUCAACUGAAAUAAAUACAGCUAUAAUUUAUACUCGGUUCAGAAUCUAGCCUUCUGCUUUUUAAUCUUUACAAAUUUUUAAUAAAUGAAAGCCCUGAUUUUAAUUGCACUUUUAAAAAUGCUUCAUAUUUUGAACAUAGCCUGUAAAAUUUAUGGUAUUAAAGGACACUUUGAAUGGGUUUUCUCAAACUAAAGAAACGUGCUGCAAAGUCAGCAAUGAAAACUUAACACUCAAAUAUUCUGCCUAAAAAUGAGUUUGAAAACGGGCAAUAUUAUUGCACAGCUUUAAAGUGUAAAGUUGCGUAUGAUGGCAUCGUGUCCUAUUAGACAUGUCUAGAAAUAAAUGCGGCACAGCAAUAUAUGCAAAUUCAAAGCACUGUCUUCAUGUCGCUUAUGCAACUCUUUGUAACUCGCUUUACAGCUGAAAUAUUAACAUAUUAACAUUUUAUAUUAAGCCUUUACUUAGCCGCCCACUGUAACGUGUCUUUCAGUCCUUGGAAUUUUGCGUUGGCUACCUCCGUUUUCAUUGUAAUGGAUGUACCUGUGCCAUUAUCAGCCUGCUGAGAAACACCUUCAAAUAAACACUGAGGUCAUUUAGCGUUACGUUAUUUCACAGCCGUGAAUGAAACAAAGCUUUGCUUUCCCAAUUGUUGUAAUAUAGUUCUCCAUUUACUCAAGAAUCACUCUGUCACUGAGAUCAAGGGAUUUUUUUAUCUUCCCUACUUCAAUACUUGGAUACAGGAGUUUAAGCUGUGGAGGAACCUACAACUGAUAACCAGAACUGAGGCUGCUGUCACUUGAGUUAAUUACAUGCUACACCCCUAUAUAAUUUUUUUUUUAGGGAAUGCAAGACAAAAAGGAUGAGAAAACCACACUAUGAACUACAGAUUUCUUGUAGCGAUAUCCCCUCUGCUGCAAAUCCUUGCGCAUUUAGCACGAGGGCACUGUAAUUUGAAAUGGGACACACAUGAACGGAACUAAACAGCUGGGAAAAAAGUAACAGAAGAGCAUUACAGAAUUCUGUGCUGUAAUUUCAGCCUCCCUGGGUUCAGGCUGUUCUUUAGUAUGAAAAUGUGCAAAUAAAGGAUGCUGAAGGUGAUGGGAUCAAACAGAUGAAGCUUCCUCUAAAAAGAUCACCACCUAAAGACCAGAAAUAAAACUGUAUUCAGUAGCUGCCUUUAUUGGCAGCUCUCUGCAAGACAUAGACGAAGGCAGCAAACUGGCAAUGUGUUCUGAAAAGCUGAGAAAUAAGCAGUUGGAGGGCACAACUCAGACUGAAGGAUAUCACUAAAAGUAAGGAGAGAAAAAGAAAAAAAAAAACCAAACAAAAACCAGGAAGGAGGCAGGGGAAGAAAGCUCUUUGUAAAAUUAGCAGUAAGGCGGCAAACUACAUUCUUUGAAGGCAGGGGCAAGCCAGAGCACCACUUUACGCUGCAUGAAAGAUGCCUGACGACACAAACCAAUAACAAUUAAAACCCAGCGACAACAAGGAGGCAGCUUUGCAACGAAGGUAAGCAUUGUGUCGCUGCUGACCAGCUAACUCGCUGCUUUUAUGUGGAUGCUGCCCUGAUCUGCACAGAGAGUCCUCAGCUUCAUCCCAAACAUCACAGUGGAGGCAACGAGCUGCUCCUGUGCGCGGGCUGGAGGUCCAGGCAGUUUUUAGGUUGGCUGGUCACCCUGCCACCCUAGUGCAGAGACACCACGGGGACUGAAGAGUCCUCCCAGGACAGGUAAGUCACUGACAAUUCCUUUGGGAAGGGAGGAACAUGUGGUGGGGUAAGUUAGGAGUAGGGCAACUUAUCACAGUACUAAGACCAGUGAAAAAUCUGCCAAAGAUCCAGGGCCAAGCGUGCAGCAAACCCCGAAUUCAGAGAGGCCAGAAACACUGGGGGCGAUGAGAAGAAAAGGUAAAAUAAGCAUUCAAUUUACUUAUAUUAAUUAAAUUGCCAGUAGAGCACCUGGAGACGGCUAAUCAAAUCACGUUAAGUCUUAAAAUAAAAUUUAGUGCUUUUUUAAUGUAAAUAAUUUGGGAAAGAAGCUAAUGAAACCUUGUAGGUCCACCAGAAUCGUUGUGACUGAAUUCAGGCAAGGACUCAUUUUUAAGUGUGCUGGUUGCCAAGGUUAUUCCGAUGAAUCUAAUCU
Chroicocephalus ridibundus (black-headed gull) is the source of this 6232-nucleotide messenger RNA. RefSeq names its product myotubularin related protein 7 (gene MTMR7). The record is from RefSeq and is a predicted model, not a curated record. The coding region runs from base 290 to 2269 and encodes 659 amino acids. Gene Ontology annotation, molecular function: phosphatidylinositol-3-phosphate phosphatase activity; phosphatidylinositol-3,5-bisphosphate phosphatase activity. Gene Ontology annotation, biological process: phosphatidylinositol dephosphorylation. The transcript is spliced from 14 exons. Lineage: Eukaryota; Metazoa; Chordata; Aves; Charadriiformes; Laridae. Gene Ontology annotation, cellular component: cytoplasm; membrane.